UCAAAGCACUCGUAGCAUAAAAAGCGCAGCAACUGCAUUUCUAUAUAAACGAGUCGACGACCGUCGUGCCUCCUUGAAGUAAUCGGAGCUGCUAGCUAGCUAGCUGCGACGACGACGACUCAGCUGCUGCUGCUGCUGUGUCAGAGUUGAGCGGUAACAAGCCUGGAGGAGGCAUCAUGCCCCUCGGGCCGCGAUCGACCAUCAGUCAAUUGCAGCUACGCCGGUGGUCGGCAACGACAGCAGCAGCGACGAAGCGCGCCAAGGACUCGUUCGAUUUGCAACGAGCCGGCUUCGUGCCGCCGGACAUCGCUGUCACGGCUCGUCGUCCCAAAUAGUAGCAGCAAAUCGUUUCGUACGAGUACCGAUCUGCAGGCAGAGGUCCAAGCCGAAUCGACGACAACAACAACAACAACACAAGCAUCGGCAUCAGCGGCGAGAAGAUCGCGCAAGGCCAAGAACUCGCCGCCACCGGAAUGCCGCGUCAGCGAGAGGGUAGCAGCAGUAGCAGUAGCAGUAGCAGCAGCAGCAGAAGCAGCAGCAGCAGAGGCAUUACCUGCCGCAGCGAUAGAUAAUAAGCAAAAGCAAUCAUCAGCAGCAGCCAAGAUGGAACGAACGAUGAAGCUGGCGAGCCGCGCGGUCCGACUGCGGGAGAAGAUGCUCCUGCUGCUGGCCGGCCUCGCCAUCGUGUUCACGCUGCUGCUCGUCAUGGAUCUGCAGCUGGAUCUCGGUUACAGCGGCCAUCACCUGGCGCCGAGCCACGGCAGGGUGCGCACCGCCGAGGACCCCCAGCGCGACACCGUUUACAACAACUUCAGGCGAAAGUUCCUUCAGCGAUUCAACGCGAGCAAAGAGGCCGCCGAGCAGCAACUGUCCGACGAGGCCUCCAAGACCUCGACGACGACGAUGACCGCCGCCACGGGUACGAGUAGCACGACCACGACCACGACGGAACCACCGCCGCCGAGGGACGACUUCGUCGAUCUGCAAAAGUACGCGAGGUAUACGGCGUCGUCGUUGGAGCAACAGCAGCAGCAGCAGGACUCGCUAGCCGAGUCCGAGAGGAGUAGCUUGGACGAGCUACUGGACAAUCCGUCGAUCGGUGAAUUGAAAAAGAUGAAGUUGGGGCAUAACUCGACGCUGCUCGAGCGCUUCCAUGUGCAGAUAAGGAAGCGCGAGCUUUACCCCAAGGACUCGCCACUGGUCGAGGAGCUUCUACACUUUAUGGCCACCCAGCCCAUCGUGCACGCCUCCGAGAAAUCAGGUGGCACGCAGCUCAAGCUAGUCAUGGACUACCCGGACAAGGUGCAGGCACUGUUCAAGCCCAUGAGGUUUCCGCGGGAACAGCAGACCCUUCCUAAUCACUUUUACUUUACGGACUACGAGCGUCACAAUGCCGAAAUAGCUGCUUUCCACUUGGACAGACUACUGGACUUUCGGCGCUGCAUGCCCGUGACGGGCCGACUGCUCAACAUGACGCGCGACAUCUACCAGGUGACGGACGGCGACAUACUCAAGACGUUCUUCGUCUCGCCCGCGGGCAAUCUCUGCUUCCACGGCAAGUGCUCGUACUACUGCGACACGAGUCACGCGGUGUGUGGCUCGCCCGACCAACUCGAGGGCAGUUUUGCGGCCUUUCUGCCGGACAAGAGCCUCGUGCCCAGGAAGGUCUGGCGUCAUCCCUGGAGGAGAAGCUAUCACAAGCGCAUCAAGGCCCAGUGGGAGACGGACUCGGACUACUGCAGUAUGGUAAGGGAGCUGCCGCCCUACAACGAGUCGCGUCGUCUACUGGACCUGGUGGACAUGUCGAUAUUCGACUUUCUCACGGGCAACAUGGACAGACAUCACUACGAGACGUUCAAGCUUUUCGGCAACGAUACCUUCACGCUGCAUCUCGACAAUGGACGAGGCUUCGGUAGACCGUUUCACGACGAGAUCAGCUGUCUGACGCCGUUGCUGCAGUGCUGCAUAGUGAGGCGAUCGACCCUGGCGACGUUAUUGAAGUACCAGACGGGCCCGGUGAGACUGAGUCAGGCCAUGAGGGAGAGCAUGGCCCGGGACCCGCUGAACCCGAUUCUGUGGGAGCCGCAUCUCGAGGCGCUGGACAGGCGAGUGCCGCUGGUGCUGCAGGCGGUGCGCGAGUGCGUCGCCAGGAGUCUGGACUGGGCCGAUGUCGUCAAGGACGAGAGAGCCGAAGCUGCGGCGGUUGCCGCGGCGCAACACUCGGCUCAGGCUCAUCCACUCCCUUAAAUACAAAGACUUAUACCCCAUAUAAUAAUGUAUAGUGAUGAUGAUGAUUUUUUAACAAGACUUUUCAAUUUUAUUAUCAUUGUUAUACACUCCCCCCUCUCUACGCUUUGCACCAAAGCCUUCUCAAUGUGAUCCGAUGGACUGCGGCGCGCGCCUCCCUGGUGACGCCUAGUUUCAUUCUUUAAUUAUUUUUUAUCAAUUAUUCUAUAAUCGUAAUUAAUUACAAUAUGUAAAAUAUCUGCUCGUACGCAUUUAUCUCGUGUACGAGCGGGUUAAAAAAAGUCUCGAUUAUAGUCGAGCAAAAACACACAACUUGUUGUAUAACUGUAGGUACACCUAAGGCACUACAUAAGAUUUACAAAGAUUACAUAAGUUAUAGAAUCGUGUAAGUGAACCAAUCAAUCUUGUACAUAUUUACGAUAUAAUUCGAUCGUUGUUGAUUACUUUUUUUCUUGCUCUUGUAUAAAAAUCAAUGAAAAACACUUAUUAUAUAGAUUAUAUCUGUAGCGUAUGUUAUUAUAAAUGAAUUUAAAUGAAUCGAUACACGUUUUUAAGUCAUAAUAUAUAAUAUGAAUACCGAUUUAUAUACAUGUGUAAAAUUGUGUGUGACGAUGUUCCUUAUGUGAAUUUAAGUACUGGUUAUGAAUUUUAACUCUAUUAAUUGUAAAAAAAAUAAAAAAUAAAAACUCAAUUACGAGGAAUGUAAAAAACAAAAAAAAACUUGA
This is a messenger RNA of Trichogramma pretiosum, 2972 nucleotides long. Its product is annotated as extracellular serine/threonine protein CG31145. Gene Ontology annotation, biological process: protein phosphorylation. Gene Ontology annotation, molecular function: protein serine/threonine kinase activity. NCBI's taxonomy places the organism in Eukaryota, Metazoa, Arthropoda, Insecta, Hymenoptera, Trichogrammatidae. The record is from RefSeq and is a predicted model, not a curated record. The transcript has 7 exons. Gene Ontology annotation, cellular component: Golgi apparatus. Bases 604 to 2247 code for a protein of 547 amino acids.